AUGGUGAAAAAAGUCCCCGAUUGGCUCAACAGCUCUCUCUGGUCCUCAUCGCCGUCAUCCCCUCCCCGCUCCGCCGUCGCCAGUCCCUUCCAACCGCCACAGCCUUCGCGUCCUCCGCCGCCCGCUGUCAUCCCCUCCGACCCUCUGCCUCCUCCCGACGUCCAAGAUCCUCCACCGACGCAAAGAAUCGAAGAUUCGCCCAGCGAAAAUCACGAAAACGCCUUUCCCUCCUCCUAUGACGUCACUCACCAGGCUCAAUUGCUGGCUGAGUUGUCGAAGAAGGUGGUGGAUAUGAGCGAGUUGCGAAGUCUCUCGUGUCAAGGUAUUCCUGAUGCUGCUGGGAUACGCUCGAUUGUGUGGAAGCUUUUGCUCGGAUAUCUUCCACCAGAACGAGGGCUUUGGUCAUCUGAGUUAGCAAAGAAGAGGUCCCAGUACAAACAAUUCAAAGAGGAGAUUCUCAUGAAUCCUUCAGAAAUCACAAGGAAGAUGUACAACUCCACAAUUUGUGAUACUGAUGAUGCUGACCGUGAAAGGGCUUUGCUCUCUAGAUCAGAAAUUACUCAUGGGGAGCAUCCUUUGAGCCUUGGGAAGACCAGUGUAUGGAAUCAAUUUUUCCAGGAUACAGAGAUCAUUGAUCAAAUUGACCGAGACGUAAAGCGCACUCAUCCUGAUAUGCAUUUUUUCUCUGGUGAUUCCCAAUUUGCAAAAUCUAAUCAGGAGGCUUUGAAGAAUGUAUUAAUUAUUUUUGCCAAGUUAAACCCAGGUGUAAGAUAUGUGCAAGGGAUGAAUGAGUUAUUGGCUCCUCUCUUCUACGUGUUCAAAAAUGACCCAGAGGAGGAAAAUGCAGCCUUUGCUGAAGCAGAUGCAUUUUUUUGUUUUGUUGAGCUCUUGAGUGGAUUACGAGAUAACUUUGUUCAACAACUCGACAACAGUGUUGUGGGAAUCCGUUCAACCAUUACGAGAUUGUCCCAGCUUUUGAAAGAACAUGAUGAAGAGUUGUGGCGUCAUCUUGAGGUCACUUCUAAAGUCAACCCUCAAUUCUAUGCAUUUAGAUGGAUUACUCUUCUGCUGACUCAGGAAUUCAAUUUUGCUGACAGCCUUCACAUUUGGGACACACUUUUAAGCGACCCUGAUGGUCCACAGGAGACUCUUCUCCGGGUAUGCUGUGCAAUGCUUGUUCUCGUGCGCAAGCGCCUCCUUGCUGGUGAUUUCACUUCAAAUCUCAAGCUACUGCAAAAUUAUCCCACCACAAACAUUAGUCAUUUGCUCUAUGUUGCCAACAAGUUUCGUGUACAGUCAAUCUAA
Messenger RNA from Sphenostylis stenocarpa, 1305 nucleotides. The record is from the annotation of a GenBank genome assembly. NCBI's taxonomy places the organism in Eukaryota, Viridiplantae, Streptophyta, Magnoliopsida, Fabales, Fabaceae.